AUGAAAACUGUUAGUCCAAAGCGAGUAUUUAGCAGUAUUUUGAGCCAAGUUAGAAGCAAACGCGAUGACAAAGAUAAGGCUUUGUUCAUGGAAAUGAGGCUAUACCGGCGUCCUACAGGAAUGACAGACGCGUUGGCAAAGAUGUUAGAAGGGGUUAUAAAGAAAAUUUGGACAAGUACACCUAAUCAACCGCGUAAACAUGUGCUCUCAUAUAAUGAAAUGUGGGAAUUAUGUCUACGAACGCGAGAAUUACUACUUAUUGAACCAUGUUUCAUAAAGGUAGAUCCGCCUGUUGUCUUAGUCGGCGAUGUCCAUGGACAACUUUAUGACAUGCUGGAAAUGAUUAGCUUUAUAGGACACCCUCCGUCAAAACGAAUGCUUUUCCUUGGUGACUACGUUGACAGAGGUGACUACGGUCUGGAGACGAUUACACUACUGCUUGCCUUAAAGCUGAGAUUUCCUGACGAAAUCUACUUACUUCGUGGAAACCAUGAGACCAGAUGCGUAAAUCGACAGUAUGGAUUCUUUGACGAAUGUAAAAGAAAGUUUCCAAGAAAAGGAACGCAGUUGUGGACAGCCUUUCAACAUGUUUUCAACUGCUUACCAGUAGCUGCUCUCGUUGGAUCACGAAUAUUUUGCGCUCAUGGUGGCAUAUCUGAGGAUUUGCUGUCAUUUAAACAGUUUGAAAGAAUUUUUCGUCCUACGGAUAUCUGCGACAUCGGUUUACUAUGUGAUCUAUUAUGGUCAGAUCCUUCAAAUACAAGCAAAUUGUAUGAACCUAGCCCACGAGGUGUUUCCUCUGUAUUCGGAAAAGCGGCAGUUGACAACUUUUGCAACACGAUGGACGUCGAUCUAAUUUGUAGAGCGCAUCAGUGCGUGGUGGAUGGCUAUGAAUUUUUCGCUGAUCGCAAGUGCCUAACAAUCUUCUCGGCUCCGUGUUACUGUGGCGAACUUGAUAACCAGGCUGCAGUUCUCCAAGUUGGCAGAAAUUUGGACUGUCGUGUUCUUACUUUCAAAAGAACGGUUAAGCCCAGCCAGACCCCUCGAGGGGUUUCACAUGAAGAACUUAAUGCAGUUCCGAAGCAAACACCUCCUGUAUCUGCAUCAUCAGAAGAAUCAAAAAAGAAAGCGCAGUCGAUCCCCACACCAGCUCCAAUCGAAGGUAGCACGGAAACCUGCCUAUCAUCCUCUAUGAAAAACAAAAAGCAGAGUGCAACUUAA
Necator americanus (New World hookworm) is the source of this 1221-nucleotide messenger RNA. RefSeq lists its product as uncharacterized. The coding region runs from base 1 to 1221 and encodes 406 amino acids. NCBI's taxonomy places the organism in Eukaryota, Metazoa, Nematoda, Chromadorea, Rhabditida, Ancylostomatidae. Gene Ontology annotation, molecular function: protein serine/threonine phosphatase activity. The record is from RefSeq and is a predicted model, not a curated record. The transcript is spliced from 11 exons. Gene Ontology annotation, cellular component: cytoplasm; nucleus.